AUGACGGCGCUUCCCCUCCGCUACGGACUCGACUUUCUCCCACCGCAACGAUUGCCACCGGGUCAGGAGCGAGCGAGGCCCCAGUCUCGGGGGACCGGAAGCCAGCGGCAACAACUUCCGGCGGGCCGCGGCAGUAGGGCCGAGGACUACGGGGGCCGAGAGGUGGCGCGUGCGCGGCGGAAGAAGAUGUUACCGAGUACUUCAGUGAAUUCCUCAGUGCAGGGGAACGGAGUCUUGAAUUCCAGGGAUGCAGCAAGACACACAGCCGGAGCGAAACGCUACAAAUAUCUGAGAAGGCUUUUCCGCUUUCGGCAAAUGGACUUUGAAUUUGCUGCCUGGCAGAUGCUCUAUCUGUUCACAUCCCCACAGAGAGUUUACAGAAAUUUUCAUUAUCGAAAACAGACGAAGGACCAGUGGGCCAGAGAUGACCCUGCUUUCUUGGUCCUGUUAAGUAUCUGGCUCUGUGUGUCCACUAUAGGAUUUGGCUUUGUGCUGGACAUGGGAUUCUUUGAGACAAUAAAGCUUCUCCUUUGGGUUGUACUCAUAGAUUGUGUAGGCGUUGGUCUUCUGAUAGCAACUUUAAUGUGGUUCAUCUCUAACAAGUAUUUAGUGAAACGACAGAGCAGAGACUAUGAUGUGGAAUGGGGCUAUGCUUUUGAUGUGCAUCUCAAUGCUUUUUAUCCACUCCUGGUCAUUUUGCAUUUUAUCCAGCUUUUUUUCAUCAACCAUGUUAUCCUGACAGACACAUUUAUUGGAUAUUUAGUUGGAAAUACCUUAUGGUUGGUUGCAGUUGGCUAUUAUAUCUAUGUAACUUUCCUGGGAUACAGUGCAUUGCCAUUUUUGAAAAAUACAGUAAUUCUUCUGUAUCCAUUUGCACCUCUGAUUCUGCUCUACGGGCUGUCCCUGGCACUGGGAUGGAACUUCACCCAUGCUCUCUGUUCUUUCUAUAAGUACAGAGUGAAAUAAAAAGUGAGAAGAAGAUUCAAUCGUAACUGUGUCAACAGUAUUGUGAUCAUUUCUUGUAAAACUUGUAAAUAAACUGUAUCUUUGUAGAUAUCUUAAAGGUGUAAAGAAGUUUGCAAAUUUGAAGAAAUAUAUAUUAACACUGUGGUCAGGUACAUUCCUUAAAACUAAUUAAAUGUACAUUUCUAUAAUAAAUAUUUUUUAAACUAAA
Molecule: messenger RNA, 1174 nt
Organism: Symphalangus syndactylus (siamang)
Lineage: Eukaryota; Metazoa; Chordata; Mammalia; Primates; Hylobatidae
Gene: UNC50
Product: unc-50 inner nuclear membrane RNA binding protein
Cellular component (GO): Golgi membrane
Source: RefSeq, a predicted model, not a curated record